Messenger RNA from Lotus japonicus, 4243 nucleotides. RefSeq names its product structural maintenance of chromosomes protein 1. The coding region runs from base 319 to 3969 and encodes 1216 amino acids. The record is from RefSeq and is a predicted model, not a curated record. Gene Ontology annotation, biological process: sister chromatid cohesion. Lineage: Eukaryota; Viridiplantae; Streptophyta; Magnoliopsida; Fabales; Fabaceae. Gene Ontology annotation, cellular component: cohesin complex; chromosome; nucleus. The transcript is spliced from 18 exons. Gene Ontology annotation, molecular function: ATP binding; protein binding; ATP hydrolysis activity.
ACAUUAUUUCCACCAUUACCUUACCUCUCCUCCCCCUUCUCAUUUCUCAACGUGGAUGAGUAAAUGAACCCGUAAAAUUAGUGAAAAAAGCGCUCUAGACUCGAAGGCCGAAGACGAUUAGUGUGCUACUCUUCAGUCUUCACUCUUCACGGUCCCAACUUGCCAAUUUGAUCACCACAAGUUCACAUUUCACAAUCAUUGACAACAUAACCCACUCUUUCCCCAAUUCCCCUCCCGCCAAAAUUUCUCAACACCAAAACCCUAACCCACUCUCUCCGUUCACAAUUCAGUUUAGGGUUCCGUCGCAGCCACCAAGCCAUGCCGUCGCUACUCUCGCCGGGGAAAAUCCACCGGCUAGAAAUGGAGAAUUUCAAAUCCUACAAAGGCUUCCAAGUUAUCGGUCCCUUCUACGACUUCACCGCCAUCAUCGGCCCCAACGGCGCCGGAAAAUCCAACCUCAUGGACGCCAUAAGCUUCGUUCUCGGCGUCAGAACCGGCCAGCUCCGCGGCGCGCAACUCAAGGACCUCAUCUACGCCUUCGACGACAGGGAGAAGGAGCAGAGAGGACGCAGAGCCUUCGUCCGCUUGGUCUACCAGCUCGCUAACAACUCCGAGAUCCAGUUCACCCGAACCAUCACCUCCGCCGGCGCUAGCGAGUACCGCAUCGACGGUAACCUUGUCAACUGGGAUAUCUACAACGCCAAGCUCAAAUCACUCGGUAUUCUUGUCAAGGCUCGCAAUUUCCUCGUCUUUCAGGGUGAUGUUGAAUCUAUUGCGUCGAAGAAUCCGAAAGAGCUAACCGGCCUUAUCGAGCAGAUAUCUGGCUCUGACGAGCUCAAGAGGGACUAUGAGCAGUUUGAAGAAGAAAAAGGCGCUGCUGAGGAGAAAUCGGCGCUUAUUUACCAGAAGAAGAAGACGGUGGUUAUGGAGAGGAAGCAGAAGAAGGAACAGAAGGAGGAGGCAGAGAAACAUCUCCGCCUGCAGGAGCAGCUGAAAUCUGUGAAGAAGGAACAUUUCUUGUGGCAGUUGUUCAAUAUAGAAAAUGAUAUUACGAAAACAACUGAGGAUCUUGAAGAUGAGACCAAAAGUCGUCUAGCUGUUAUUGAAGAGCUGGGAAAUUUUGAAAAUGAAGCAAGUAAAAAGAAAAAAGAGCAGGCCAAAUAUCUUAAAGAAAUUGCGCUACGUGAAAAGAAAAUUACUGAGAAAAGCAACAAACUUGACAAGAGUCAACCUGAGCUUCUGAAGUUAAAGGAGGAAAUGACUCGUAUCAAUUCAAAAAUAAAAAAAGGGAAGAAGGAACUUGAUAAAAAAAGGGAAGAACGGAGGAGGCAUGCUGCUGAUAUAGCGGAGCUACAAAGGGGGAUCCAGGAUCUUGCAGCGAAAAUGGCAGACUUACAGGAAAAGAGUCGAGGUGUUGGCAAUGAGCUUGAGUUAGAUGGCGAUGACUUGGAAGAAUAUUUUAGAAUCAAAGAGGAAGCUGGGAUGAAAACUGCAAAGCUUAGGGAGGAAAAAGAGCUUCUAGAUAGGCAGCAACAUGCUGAUAGUGAAGCUCAAAAAAAUUCGGAAGAAAAUCUUCAACAGUUACGAAACAGGGAGUCUGAAUUGAAUUCACAGGAAGAACAGAUGCAGGCAAGGCUUAAAAAAAUUGUUGAUAGUUCUGCAAAAAAUAAGGAUGGACUUGCAAACUUGAAGAAAGAGCUGCGUGUGAUGCAGGACAAACAUCGUGAUUCCAAGAAAAAAUAUGAAAAUUUGAAGUUGAAAAUCGGUGAAUUAGAAAAUCAACUACGUGAACUAAAGGCUGAUAGACAUGAAAAUGAGCGAGAUGCUAAACUAUCUCAGGCUGUGGAGACUCUGAAACGCCUGUUUCAAGGAGUCCAUGGUCGCAUAACUGAACUUUGUAGGCCAACACAGAAGAAGUAUAACCUAGCCGUUACUGUUGCUAUGGGUAAAUUUAUGGAUGCAGUUGUAGUUGAGGAUGAAAAGACUGGGAAGGAAUGCAUCAAGUAUUUAAAAGACCAGAGGCUUCCUCCGCAGACAUUUAUUCCUCUGCAAUCUAUUCGUGUGAAGCCAAUAAUGGAAAGAUUGCGGGCAUUAGGGGGUACAGCAAAACUGGUUUUUGAUGUGAUUCAGUUUGAUCCCUCCUUGGAGAAGGCAAUUCUCUUUGCUGUUGGGAAUACUCUUGUUUGUGAUGGUCUUGAUGAGGCCAAAGAUUUAAGCUGGAAAGGCGAGAGAUUUAAAGUUGUAACUGUGGAUGGAAUUCUGCUUACAAAAUCCGGCACAAUGACUGGUGGCACUAGUGGUGGAAUGGAAGCAAGGUCAAAUAAGUGGGAUGACAAGAAAAUUGAAGGACUUAAUAAAAAGAAAGAGCAGUAUGAAUCAGAGUUAGAUGAGCUAGGAUCAAUCAGAGAUAUGCACCUUAAAGAGUCUGAAGCAUCUGGAAAAAUUAGUGGACUGGAGAAGAAAAUUCAAUAUGCUGAGAUUGAAAAGCGAAGCAUUGAAGACAAACUUUCAAAUUUGAACCAAGAAAAAGAGACCAUGAAAAAACAAAUUGAACGUAUCACUCCAGACCUCCAGAAGUUAAAUGGCACUGUUGACAAAAGGAAUGCAGAAUUGCGUAAGCUUGAGAAGAGAAUUAAUGAAAUCACUGAUCGGAUAUACAAAGACUUUAGCAAGUCAGUUGGGGUUUCAAACAUCCGUGAGUAUGAAGAAAAUCGACUCAAGGAUGCUCAAAAUGUAGCAGAGGAGAGGCUGAACCUGAGUAGCCAACUUUCAAAAUUAAAAUAUCAGUUGGAGUAUGAGCAAAAUCGUGACAUGAGUUCACGAAUUCAAGAACUGGAAUAUUCUCUUAGUGCUUUAGAGAAUGACUUAAAACGGGUACAAAACAAAGAGGCUGAAGCAAAGUUAGCAGCUGAGAAUGCUACUGAAGAGAUUGAUCAGUUUAAGGAUGAAGUUAAAGAGUGGAGAUCAAAGUCAGAGGAUUGUGAAAAGGAAAUCCAAGAAUGGAAGAAGAAGGCUUCUUUAUCCACAACAAACUUAUCCAAACUUAAUCGUCUGAUAAACUCCAAGGAGACACAGAUUGAUCAGUUGGUGGUGCAAAAGCAGGAAAUAUUAGAGAAGUGUGAACUGGAGCAGAUUAGCCUUCCGACCAUAUCAGAUUCUAUGGAUACUGGUAGCUCCACACCAGGUCCAGUUUUUGACUUUGAUCAGCUCAGUAGGCCACUGAAAGAUAGGAGACCCUCUGACAGGGAUAAAAUUGAGGUAGAAUUUAAGCAAAAAAUGGGUACGCUAAUAUCUGAGAUUGAAAGAACAGCACCAAAUUUGAAGGCAUUGGACCAGUAUGAGGCUCUGCUAGAAAAAGAAAGAGGUGUAUUGGAAGAGUUUGAAGCUGUCAGGAAAGAGGAGAAGGAAAAAGCGGAUAGAUUCAAUGCUGUUAAACAGAGGAGGUAUGAGUUGUUCAUGGAUGCUUUCAACCAUAUAUCUGGUAAUAUAGAUAAAAUUUACAAACAGCUUACAAAGAGCCACACACAUCCUCUGGGUGGAACAGCAUACCUAAAUUUGGAAAAUGAAGAUGAUCCAUUUCUACAUGGCAUCAAGUACACUGCUAUGCCCCCAACAAAGCGCUUCCGUGAUAUGGAUCAGCUAUCUGGUGGGGAAAAGACUGUUGCUGCACUUGCGUUGCUAUUCUCCAUCCACAGCUAUAAGCCGUCGCCGUUUUUUAUAUUGGAUGAAGUUGAUGCUGCAUUGGACAACUUGAAUGUCGCUAAGGUUGCUGGCUUUAUUCGUUCAAAAUCUUGUGAAGGAAGGGCUAGCCAGGAUACUGAUGGUGGAAGUGGUUUUCAAAGUAUUGUGAUUUCACUGAAAGACAGCUUUUAUGACAAAGCUGAGGCGCUAGUUGGGGUCUACAGGGAUUCUGAUGGAGGUUGUUCGAAAACUCUCACGUUUGAUCUAACUAACUAUCGGGAGUCCUGAAAUUCAUCCAUUGGGCGCAGUUGAUAAGCGGCCUGCCAUGUAUAGAGCUUGGUUGCAUUUCUAUUUCUUGUUUAAAGGUGUCCUAGCUUUGUAUCUGUAUCUAGUUACCAUUGUCUUGUGUGUUAAAGUUACGAAUUGGGUUCUUUUUUUAAAAAUUGUUGUAAAUACUAAAUAGGUAUUCCUCAGAGUCACAGGUGACUAGAUGCCCUUUCUAGCACUGGAAAUGCAAUGUAGAAUACUAUAGCUAGAUGUCCAAAUGUUCGUUCUUGAAUCA